UCUCUCUGCUACAUAACCAUCUGCCCAGUUGCAGAUCAAAAAUGGCGAUUCCUCGCUCUCUCUCUCUCUCUGCAACUGGGUUUCCCUGGCAUUUCCAUUUUGAUCCAUGCCGGUUGAAUCGCAGCAGCAAGAUGGGUGGCCUCUCGGCCUGCAACCACUGAAUUCAAGAGCUCGGUUGUUGAGAGUCAAUCACGAUCGUAAUGGAUCAAUCUCCUUCACCUCUUCCAGUACCGACUCUUCUUCCGAUCUCGAUUCGCAGUCGACCGGUUCUUUCUUCCUCCGCAAUAGCACCACUCUGGGCAGCCUCAUCGGCGUUUCCACCGUCCUCGAGCUCUCCAGAAGAUCCACGAGGGGAAGACCGCCGGAAACCUCGCCUGAGAAGAAGACCUGCAAAUCCAAGCCUUGGAUGUUCUCUCUGUGCUCAAAGGUGAGCACUGACGUCAACAGUACAACCACCACCACUCCUUCGCUCGGUCACUUUCUUGAAGCAGAGAGGAGAGCCGCCUCCGGCAAACAGAUUCCGUCCACCGGUUUUCCAGAUGAUUUCUCGAUUUCCGAUCAAAACCCUCUGUCAAGUUCUUGGCUGGAUUCGCAUGGAGCUCCUUAUGCGUUCUCAUGCUUGUGCGGACGAGUUGAUCAUUGAAUUCAAUUUACCAUGUUCAUGUUCAAGAGUUGGAAAUGGAAGACGGAUUUCUCGUUAGAGAAUAAAUAGUACUUCUUUCAUGAAACUGAACUUAUGUGUCGUACCUGGUCUGUGGGUUGUUGUGUUCGUCGGUCACUUGAGAAUUAUAGUUCCGAUCGAAGUAUUCAAUCCCUAUCAUAUUUAAUUGUGGGUUUUUACGGUUAUAUUUCAUUUUGUUGUAAGGAUCCAAUCCCUUCUUUGUUUGCCCAUUAUAUAUAUUUGAUAUGU
Molecule: messenger RNA, 910 nt
Organism: Diospyros lotus (date-plum)
Lineage: Eukaryota; Viridiplantae; Streptophyta; Magnoliopsida; Ericales; Ebenaceae
Exons: 2
Coding region: 107-643 (178 amino acids)
Source: RefSeq, a predicted model, not a curated record